CGGCGACCAGGGCAGCGGGACUCCGGGCGCGCGGGGCUGGGCGGCGGCCGGGGCCGGGCGGGAAGUUGGGGCGGCGGGCGGCCCAGGGAGCGGGGCGCCAAGUUCCGGCGUCCGUGCGAGGCCAACUUGGAUACGCGCUCCUCCGGUGACCGCCGCGCCCGGUCCGGCGAGGACCUUCUCGGUCCCCGGGUCCCCCGAACUAGUUCCCGAAAGCAGACCCGCGGCACUCUGUGCGGAAUUUUGGAUGCUGCUGUUCUUUUUCUCUUCGCUUUGUACCCGUCACAAAGUGGCUGACAACAUCAACCUUUCUUGAUGGACCCAUUCAUCAAAUGAAAUAUGCUUGUACUAUUUGUAAAAAGCUUUUUAUCUCAACAUAGAAAAGCUUCACCCCUAAAAUGGAAAUGAGGACAUUUGAUAGGCUGAUUUAAGUAGUGGAUAUUAAGAUAUUCCAUCAAAUCAUUGAACCAGAGGAUAAAUAUUGAAUAAAUUAACCCCAAUACUGUUUUUUACCCAGGAAGAUUUCAUCUUGAGAGAAAAAGAACUUUGUUUUCUGAAAUGAAAAAUGAGACAAGAACAGGCUUAAAAGAAAAUAGGUGAAGAUAUUAGUAUAGUAAAUAAGCAAUGUCAACGAUUAUUCUCAUGAAGAUAUAACUCAAUGAUGUGAAGUCCUUCACAGAUCCCAGGUUUUGGUCCUAAAGACGAGACUUUUUUGAUGGAACUCAUUAAGAGAAGUAGUAUUUUUUGUUUAUUCAAACUGCAGUAACAGAAUUUGUUACCAUUGGUAUGAGUGUCUUAAUAGAGGAAAUAAAGAAACUUUCAUCUAAAUCAAAAGUGCAGUCAUUUUUGUGCUGCCCUUAUUUUGAAUACCAUUUAAAAAGAAUUGACAACUAUUUUUAAAGAUUAAAGAAAGGCAGAUGUCUGCAAAUAAUUCCCCUCCAUCAGCCCAGAAGUCUGUAGUACCUGGAACAAUUCCUGCUGUGCUUCCAACUUCUCCAUGUUCAAGUCCUAAGACAGGAUUCUCUGCCCGACUCUCUAAUGGCAGCUUCAGCGCACCACCCCUCACCAACUCCAGAGGUUCUGUGCAUACAGUUUCAUUUCUACUGCAGAUUGGCCUCACGCGGGAGAAUGUUACCAUUGAAGCCCAGGAGCUGUCCUUAUCUGCUGUCAAGGAUCUUGUGUGCUCCAUUGUUUAUCAGAAGUUUCCAGAGUGUGGAUUCUUUGGCAUGUAUGACAAAAUUCUUCUCUUUCGCCAUGACAUGAACUCCGAAAAUAUUUUGCAGCUGAUUACUUCAGCAGAUGAAAUACAUGAAGGAGAUCUAGUAGAAGUUGUUCUGUCAGCUUUGGCCACAGUAGAAGAUUUCCAGAUUCGUCCCCAUACUCUAUAUGUACAUUCUUACAAAGCUCCUACUUUCUGUGAUUAUUGUGGUGAGAUGCUCUGGGGAUUGGUACGUCAAGGGCUAAAAUGUGAAGGCUGUGGAUUAAAUUAUCAUAAAAGAUGUGCCUUCAAGAUUCCAAAUAACUGUAGUGGAGUAAGAAAGAGACGUCUGUCAAAUGUAUCUCUACCAGGACCUGGCCUCUCAGUUCCAAGACCCCUCCAGCCUGAAUGUGUACCCCUUCUUAGUGAAGAGACACAUAUCCACCAAGAACCAAGCAAGAGAAUUCCAUCAUGGAGUGGUCGCCCAAUCUGGAUGGAAAAGAUGGUAAUGUGCAGAGUAAAAGUUCCACACACAUUUGCUGUUCACUCUUAUGGCCGUCCCACAAUAUGUCAGUACUGCAAAAGGCUACUAAAAGGUCUUUUUCGCCAAGGAAUGCAAUGCAAAGAUUGCAAAUUCAAUUGCCAUAAACGGUGUGCAUCAAAAGUACCACGAGACUGCCUUGGGGAGGUUUCUUUCAAUGGAGAACCUUCCAGUAUGGGAACAGAUACAGAUAUACCAAUGGAUAUUGAUAGUAACGACAUGAACACUGAUGGUAAUCGGAGUUUAGAUGACACAGAAGAGCCGUCUCCUCCAGAAGAUAAAAUGUUCUUCCUGGAUCCCUCUGAUCUUGAUGUGGAACGAGAUGAAGAAGCUGUUAGAACAAUCAGUCCAUCAACAAGCAAUAACAUUCCACUAAUGAGGGUUGUACAGUCCAUCAAGCAUACAAAGAGGAAGAGCAGCACAAUGGUGAAGGAGGGGUGGAUGGUCCAUUACACCAGCAGAGAUAAUCUGAGAAAGAGGCAUUAUUGGAGACUUGACAGCAAAUGUCUAACAUUAUUUCAAAAUGAAUCUGGAUCAAAGUAUUAUAAGGAAAUUCCACUUUCAGAAAUUCUGCAAGUGUCUUCGCCAAGAGAUUUCACAAACAUUUCACAAGGAAGCAACCCACACUGUUUUGAAAUCAUUACUGACACUAUGGUAUACUUUGUUGGUGAGAAUAAUGGGGACAGCUCUCAUAAUCCUGUUCUUGCUGCCACUGGAGUUGGACUUGAUGUAGCACAGAGCUGGGAAAAAGCAAUUCGCCAAGCCCUCAUGCCUGUGACCCCUCAAGCAAGUGUUUGCACUUCUCCAGGGCAAGGGAAAGAUCACAAAGAUUUGUCUACCAGUAUCUCCGUGUCUAAUUGUCAGAUCCAGGAGAAUGUGGACAUCAGUACUGUUUACCAGAUCUUUGCAGAUGAGGUCCUUGGCUCAGGCCAAUUUGGCAUUGUUUAUGGAGGAAAACAUAGAAAGACUGGAAGAGAUGUGGCUAUUAAAGUGAUUGACAAGAUGAGAUUCCCCACAAAGCAAGAAAGUCAACUACGUAAUGAAGUGGCUAUUUUACAGAAUCUGCACCAUCCUGGGAUUGUAAACCUGGAAUGUAUGUUUGAAACACCCGAACGUGUUUUUGUGGUAAUGGAAAAACUACAUGGAGAUAUGUUGGAAAUGAUUCUAUCUAGUGAGAAAAGUCGGCUUCCAGAACGAAUUACUAAGUUUAUGGUCACACAGAUACUUGUUGCUUUGCGGAAUCUACAUUUUAAGAACAUUGUGCACUGUGAUUUAAAGCCAGAAAAUGUGCUGCUUGCAUCAGCAGAGCCAUUUCCUCAGGUGAAACUGUGUGACUUUGGAUUUGCACGCAUUAUUGGUGAGAAGUCAUUCAGGAGAUCAGUAGUAGGAACUCCAGCAUACCUAGCCCCUGAGGUUCUCAGGAGCAAAGGUUACAACCGUUCUCUAGAUAUGUGGUCAGUGGGAGUCAUUGUCUAUGUGAGCCUCAGUGGCACAUUUCCAUUCAAUGAGGAUGAAGAUAUAAAUGACCAAAUCCAAAACGCUGCAUUUAUGUACCCACCAAAUCCAUGGAGAGAAAUUUCUAGUGAAGCAAUUGAUUUGAUAAACAACUUGCUUCAAGUGAAGAUGAGGAAACGUUACAGUGUUGACAAAUCUCUUAGCCAUCCCUGGCUACAGGACUAUCAGACAUGGCUUGACCUUAGAGAAUUUGAAACUCGAAUCGGAGAACGUUACAUUACGCAUGAAAGUGAUGAUGCUCGCUGGGAAAUCCAUGCAUACACACACAACCUGGUGUACCCAAAGCACUUCAUUAUGGCUCCCAAUCCAGAUGACAUGGAAGAAGAUCCUUAAUGAUCAGUGAACUAACUUCAGUAAGAGUUUCAUCUUAUGGACUAAAGUUUUGCUGCAUAAUUUGUUCCUUGGAGGCUGUCACCUGCAAGGAUGCAAAGACAUGAGGAAACGUGAGAAGGCACUGGGAGCACCGAUACUGCAGUUCAUGAGUAGGUACAGGAAGGGACACUGAGCAGAAAGGGAUCAAGCAGAAGCGUCUUAUAAAUUUUGUAGCAUAAGCAAUAACUGGUUUUGUAUUUUUUCUUAAUUCUUCCCUUUUAAGAACAAUAAUGCCAUUUAAUUUAUCUUCCCUUUCCUAAUAUUACACACUUUUUUUAAAAGGCAAGCUAGCAUCCAGUUAUUGUGUUAGCAUUAACUGUGAGGCUAACAGUAUAUGAUUUACAAAAGAACUUUCUGAAUAAUUUGUCUAAGUGACCACCAGGAUUUUAAAGUUUUUCCUAGAUACAUAUAAGAGGAGCACUGGACUAUUUCACCUUUUUAUGUCAGACAAGACUCUAAAAACAGUUAUUUCUAACCUUUUUUGGAACUUCGACUCUUAAUAUGGCCUCUGCAACAUAAAACUUAAAUUAUCAUCUUUGUGAAUCUUUCAUGAUAGCUAGUAGGAUUGGGGAUGACUGAUAUUACAGAGUCCUGUAGAAACUGUCCCUGAGUGCUGAGUGGUUAUGUGUGCCUUCUCGUAGCUCAGCUGUGCUGAACAUUCAUGUUCCCACGGGACACCAUCCAGAUGCCACACUGUAUCCUGACAUUCAAUGGGUGCAUAUCUAAACUUCAAUUACAUAAUUUAUUUUUACCUAGGGUCAAAUAAUCUGAGGGGAAAAGUACAUACUAAAAAAAAGAUCAAUGAAAGGCCAGUUAAUUCUGCUGUCACUAUGUAGCAAACUAUGCCUUUAUUUUCCCUUAGCCUAUUGGAGGACUUUACAAUAUCUAGAAUGUUUUAAAACUAUUCAAUUUUAAAAGCUAUUUGAGGGAGUGGAUAGAGGUAGACAUGAAACAGUUGGUAAGAGUUGAACUAUGUUAUCAAUAUAGCAAAUUAAACAAUAAGAACUUUUUAUAUAUCAGCUCCAGCAUCAAACUAUUUUAAAAAUAUUUACUAAUACAGGUUAAGUAUCCCUUAUGUGAAAUGCUUCUAAGUGAGGUAAAAAUAUACAUGAGUGUAUUUAAUAAUUUUAAAAGUAUAAAAAUGUUCAUUUUCCCACAGAAUUUGGGAGAACAAAGAAAAGAUUGAUCUUGUAUGUUAACAGACUAAGAAUGUCAUUAGAGAUCCUUAAAGCUAUUCAUUUAGGACUAAGAAUAUCCUUAAAAGAGUAAUAGAAACAUUACACAGUGCCUCUGUGCUUUAAGUUUUUAAAUAUAUUUUAAUUUAUUCUCACAACAGUCACAUUGAAAGUACAUUACGAAUCUUAGAGAUAAGAAAUUGAGGCAUGGGAGAUUAGUUGCUGAGGUUAUGAACCCUCCUGGUCAUUAUGCUACACUACAGACCUCUAGGAGACUUUCCACAUAUUUCAUAAUAUGUCCUCACGGCUGCAAAGGUAUAACCAAAUCAAUUUUGAGAAUCUUUGUUAUAAAUGGACUUUUCCUGUGAUGGACAAUGACAUCCCCAUAUUUCUCCAAAGUAUGUCUUCAUAUGAGUAUACACAAAGUGGAAAAAUUUUUUUGAGUCACUAGGCAACCUACUGGGAAAUCCAUGCAUACACACACAACCUGGUGUACCCAAAGCACUUCAUUAUGGCUCCCAAUCCAGAUGACAUGGAAGAAGAUCCUUAAUGAUCAGUGAACUAACUUCACUGUGGUUUUACUACAUUUGGUGAAAAUUAACUGGAAUUACGUUCAAUUCAUUUGCUAUACUUAUGUAAACUUUACAAGCCAUGAAAUUAAUUGCACUCUUUUUGCUGAAUGCCUAAGAAGUUUUUUAAAAAAAUUUUUAAAGGCACUGUCAAAUAAUUUGGAGAUGACUCCAGUUUGGAGUUACUCCAGAUACUGUAUAACAAAAUGUCUUGAAAUCAAAUUGUUUGUGUAACAAAUAAUUGUUUGCUAGAAACAUUUGAUAAUGUACAAAGUAGUCUAUAAUGACACUGUUCAGUACAUUUUUAUAUUUUUUGUUAUGUGCCACUUUUUGUAAAUAUUUUCAAAAAGCUUGAUAAUAAAAUGUAUUUCUGUAUCACCAUA
Messenger RNA from Cavia porcellus (domestic guinea pig), 5750 nucleotides. It is a transcript of the gene Prkd3, whose product is annotated as protein kinase D3. The record is from RefSeq and is a predicted model, not a curated record. NCBI's taxonomy places the organism in Eukaryota, Metazoa, Chordata, Mammalia, Rodentia, Caviidae. Bases 915 to 3584 code for a protein of 889 amino acids. The transcript is spliced from 19 exons. Gene Ontology annotation, molecular function: ATP binding; protein serine/threonine kinase activity. Gene Ontology annotation, biological process: protein phosphorylation.